UGGCCGCCCCAUUGUGGUCCGCUGCGCCACCCAAGCCUUAUUCGCAGGACCCAAAAGUCUCGGUCAAUCACUUUCAUCAUCGCAUCCAUCUCUCCUCCUCCAUUCUCUUUUUUUUUUUCCGUAGGGGAAAAGCAUCUAUGCUCAAUAUAUAUAACAAAAAAACGCCUACGAUCUAUUCAUUAAACUCGCAGCUCAACAUUUUAUCCACCGGAAAACUGCCUACACGAUAAGAUUUCAUGUCGGAGAUGAGCUCAAAACCACAUGCGCUGCUAGUCCCGAGCCCCGGCAUGGGGCACCUCAUCUCCUUGUUGGAGCUCGCCACCUGCCUAGCCACCCAUCACAACUUCCACGCCACGGUCCUCGUCGUCUCAUACAACACCUCUCCUGCACUAUCACAGGUCAUCCAAUCCGCCAAAGCCCAGAACCUCCUCGACAUCGUUGAGCUCCCAGCACCUUCCGGCCACGACACCAACGCGGCCGGUUCAGUGUUCACACACCUCCCAGCCAUCAUGCGUGAUGUCCGAUCAUCUCUCCGAUCAGCAAUAUCGGCCAUGGAUAACAAGCCUAGUGCCAUGAUCGUUGAUCUUUUCGGCACUGCAGCACUUACUGUGGCAGAAGAGUUCCAAAUGCUCAGGUAUGUAACAGUAGCCUCUGCUUGGACACUUAGUUUGCUAUUGUAUGCUCCAAUUCUAGAUAAACAGAUAGAAGGCGAGUAUCUGGAUCAAAAGGAAUCGAUAAAGAUCCCCGGUUGCAAGCCGGUUCGACCUGAAGAUGUGGUGAAGCCGAUGAUGAAUAGGAAGGAUCAGGAAUACGAGUCCUUUAUCAGAAUUGGGUUGGAGGUUUCUGAAAUGAGUGAUGGGGUUUUAAUCAAUACUUGGGAAGAUCUGGAGCCUACAUGUCUUAAAGCUAUGAGGGAGCACCCGGAAUGGAAGAAGAUAGUUAAGGUUCCGUUGUACAGUACCGGUCCGAUUGUUAGACUAGCAAGGCAGUCCGGUGGUGGUCCCAGGAGUGAGUUGUUGGAUUGGCUGGAUAAGCAACCCAGGGAGUCUGUGCUGUAUAUUUCAUUUGGUAGUGGCGGGGUUCUUUCAGCUGAACAAAUCACCGAGAUGGCUUGGGGUUUAGAGUCUAGCAAGCAGAGGUUUAUAUGGGUGGUGCAGCCACCGAGCAAGGAAGGGAAUGACAUUUCGGAGUAUUUGCCUGAGGGUUUCGUGGCUAGAACUCAUGACAAGGGAUUGGUGGUCACGACUUGGGCUCCUCAGUCGGAAAUCUUGGCUCAUUCAUCAGUCGAAGGGUUCCUAUCGCACUGCGGUUGGAACUCGGCGCUGGAGAGUAUACUGAAUGGCUUGCCAAUGAUUGCAUGGCCACUGUACGCAGAGCAGAAAAUGGUUGCUACAAUGCUGGUGGAGGAGCUGAAGGUGGCAAUUCGACCCAAAGUAUUGCCGACAAAAGAAGUAGCAAGGAGGGACGAGAUUGAGAUGUUGGUGAGGAAGAUUAUGGAGCAGACAGAAGGAGGUGCAAUGAGAACAAGAGCUAAAGAACUGAAAGCAAGUGGAGAAAAAGCUCAGGGUGCGGGCGGCUCUUCCUUCAACAUGCUGUCUGAAUUGUCAAGGCUAUGCAAGAAAGUUGAGACUGCCUCAAAGUCUUGUUUAGGCUGCUGUUCUUGUUGCUGCUAAACAUCAGAAAGUAUGUAGCUUCCUGUUGUAUAAAUUUCUUGCUGUAUUAGCCUAUUUGAGGCUGACUAUCCUAAAAGCAAGAUCCACUUUCUAGUAACACAAUACGGGAACAUAUUAGUCAUAGCAUGUCCAAGUAAAGAUCUCAAUAGAAUGCAGCAAAUUUUGCAUUACAUUUAAAAAAAAACAUAACAUGCAACUAUACCAUUUGCACUUUU
Messenger RNA from Argentina anserina (silverweed cinquefoil), 1888 nucleotides. RefSeq names its product anthocyanidin 3-O-glucosyltransferase 5-like. Gene Ontology annotation, molecular function: UDP-glycosyltransferase activity. NCBI's taxonomy places the organism in Eukaryota, Viridiplantae, Streptophyta, Magnoliopsida, Rosales, Rosaceae. The transcript has a single exon. The coding region runs from base 237 to 1673 and encodes 478 amino acids. The record is from RefSeq and is a predicted model, not a curated record.